CUCUGCUCUCUCUGUCUUCUGCUUCUUCUGGGUCUCUCUGCCACAGCUCAUAUCAUAUCAGCCUACUAGCUACUCUCUCUCUCUCUCUUCUGCCACCACUCCAUUUAUUCUCUUUUCCUUUAUUUUCAAUUUUCACAUCACACAGUUAUUGAAAGGGACAUGGCAAGAGAAAAUUAAAGGAAGUGGCUUUGGCUUUCUUUUUGCUUUUUAAAUUUCGAGGAAAAAAGUCCAUUAAUUAAAAAAAAAAUUUGAAGAAAGGGGCAAUGGAUUAGCCACCUGGCCUUUCAUUUGCCAUUGGCUGUUUGUUUUUUUCUGUUUGCUUUCUCUUUCACAUACAAAACCCACAAACGAAGAAACACGCACUCUAUCUCUCUGUGGGUUGGUGUCUGGAAAAAAAAUUCUCCUUCUACACAAAAAAAAAUUAAAAAAAGAAAAAGAAAAAAUUUCUUUCUUUGGUUGAGAUAAAGGCCACAGCAAAUUUGAGACACCCCCUUUCCCUUCCUUUCUUUGCCUUUCAUAUAUCAGUAUUCAACAAUCAAGCGCCUUCCGCCCCUCCCCAACUUGGGUUUGGAGAAACAAAAACAAUACCCAGCUGAUGAAGGAGAGUGGAGGCUCUCUUGGUGGAGAGAGCCUGCCCAGUGAGAAGAAGAACAAUAACAGCAACACUAACAACGAAGAGGGAGAAGAAGAUCAACCAAGACUGCUUUUUUGAACUUAGCUUUGGUGUUACGUUCAUGGCGCUCGUGAUGCACAAAGAUUCAUCAUCAAAUAGUAACAAGCUGCAGCAGAUGGAUUCAAGCAAGUACGUAAGGUAUACACCGGAGCAGGUGGAGGCUUUAGAGAGGGUGUAUUCGGAGUGUCCAAAGCCUAGCUCCUUGAGAAGACAGCAGCUUAUUAGGGAGUGUCCUAUUCUCUCCAACAUUGAACCCAAACAGAUCAAAGUUUGGUUUCAGAACCGCAGAUGUCGAGAGAAGCAGAGGAAAGAAGCUUCUCGACUGCAGACAGUAAAUAGAAAGCUUAGUGCAAUGAAUAAGCUGUUGAUGGAAGAAAAUGACCGCUUACAGAAGCAGGUUUCUCAUUUGGUUUAUGAGAAUGGAUAUAUGCGACAGCAACUGCAAGCAUCUGGGACAACUACCGACAAUAGUUGUGAGUCUGUGGUUAUGAAUGGUCAGCACCAACAACAGCAAAACCCAACACCUCAGCAACCCCAAAGGGAUGCUAACAACCCAGCUGGUCUUCUUGCAAUAGCCGAGGAGACCCUGGCAGAGUUCCUUUCCAAGGCUACUGGAACUGCUGUCGACUGGGUCCAAAUGAUUGGGAUGAAGCCUGGUCCGGAUUCUAUUGGUAUCGUUGCUGUUUCCCGCAACUGUAGUGGGGUUGCAGCAAGAGUUUGUGGUCUCGUGAGCCUAGAGCCCACAAAGGUCGCUGAAAUUCUCAAAGAUCGUCCAUCAUGGUACCGCGACUGUCGUUGCAUAGAUGUAUUGAGUGUAAUCCCUACGGCAAAUGCUGGGACUAUUGAACUCAUAUACAUGCAGACAUAUGCACCUACAACAUUGGCAGCAGCGCGCGACUUCUGGACACUGAGAUAUACUACUAGCUUGGAAGAUGGCAGCCUUGUGAUAUGUGAGAGGUCAUUAACUUCUUCGACUGGUGGACCUACUGGUCCUCCCCCUUCAAGUUUUGUAAGAGCAGAAAUGCUACCUAGUGGCUUCCUAAUUCGGCCUUGUGAGGGUGGUGGCUCGAUAAUUCACAUCGUUGAUCAUAUUGAUUUAGAUGCUUGGAGCGUUCCUGAAGUUCUCAGGCCACUUUAUGAAUCAUCCAAAAUUCUUGCUCAGAAAAUGACUAUUGCAGCCCUGCAUCAUAUUCGGCAAAUUGCUCAAGAGACUAGUGGAGAAAUUCAGUGUGGUGGUAGUCGUCAACCUGCUGUCUUGAGGACAUUUAGCCAGAGGCUCUGCAGGGGAUUCAAUGAUGCAGUUAAUGGGUUUGCUGAUGAUGGAUGGUCACUUAUGGGUAGUGAUGGUGUGGAGGAUGUAACCAUUGUGAUUAAUUCGUCUCCAAACAAAUUUCUUGGCUCCCAACAUAAUACAUCAAUUUUUCCAACCUUCGGAGGAGUUUUGUGCGCCAAGGCAUCAAUGCUGCUUCAGAAUGUUCCUCCUGCUCUGCUGGUUCGGUUUCUGAGGGAGCAUCGAUCAGAGUGGGCUGACUAUGGGGUUGAUGCAUACUCUGCUGCAUGUCUUAAAGCCAGCCCUUAUGCUGUUCCAUGUGCAAGACCUGGUGGCUUCCCUGGUAGCCAGGUCAUUUUGCCUCUUGCACAUACGGUGGAGCAUGAAGAGUUUAUGGAGGUGGUUCGAUUGGAAGGCCAUGCUUUCUCACCGGAAGAUGUUGCUUUGGCACGAGAUAUGUACAUAUUACAGUUGUGCAGUGGUAUUGAUGAGAAUGCAGUCGGUGCCUGUGCUCAACUUGUCUUUGCGCCCAUUGACGAAUCGUUUGCUGAUGAAGCUCCAUUAUUGCCAUCUGGUUUUCGUGUCAUACCAUUGGAUCCAAAAUCAGAUGGACCUGCUGCUACUCGAACACUAGAUUUGGCCUCUACUCUUGAAGUAGGUCCUGGUAGUACCCGUCCAACUAGUGAAGCAAAUACAAAUAGUGACAAUCUUAGGUCGGUCCUGACUAUUGCCUUCCAAUUUACUUUUGAGAACCACUUGCGUGACAAUGUGGCGGCUAUGGCUCGCCAGUAUGUGCGUAGUGUUGUAGGGUCUGUUCAGAGGGUUGCUAUGGCUAUUGCUCCCUCCAGGCUCAGCUCCCAAAUGGGAUCAAAACUCCUUCCUCAUUCUCCUGAGGCUCUUACUCUGGCACAAUGGAUAUGUCGAAGCUACAGGAUCUAUACUGGGGGAGAGCUCGUCCAUGUUGACUCACAAUCUGGUGAUGCUGUUUUGAAGCAACUUUGGAACCAUUCGGAUGCAAUUAUGUGCUGCUCUGUGAAAACAAAUGCUUCUCCUUUAUUCACCUUUGCAAACCAGGCUGGACUUGACAUGCUUGAAACAACUCUUGUGGCCCUUCAAGAUAUCAUGCUUGACAAGAUUCUAGAUGAAGCUGGACGGAAGAUACUGUGUUCGGAGUUCUCAAAAAUCAUGCAACAGGGUUUUGCUUAUCUGCCAGCAGGUAUAUGCAUAUCCAGCAUGGGCAGGCCUGUGUCUUAUGAGCGGGCGGUUGCAUGGAAAGUUCUAAACGAUGAUGAUUCGCAUCAUUGCCUGGCUUUCGUGUUUGUAAACUGGUCUUUUGUGUGACGGUGAAGACCAAAUAAAACACUCGAAACCCUUUGGCCAUCAAUUAAGUUAUUAUGGUUGUUACAAGUACUGUAAGAGAAUUAUGGAAUCAAAUGUUGUAGAAAGCAGGAUUUCAUGGAGAAACUUACCUCUAUGCAUGUAUCUUAAAUUAAAUCGAUGCUGGAUUAAUGGGUAUUCUUGGAUGCUACAUGUUCGGCUUAUACUAGAAAUUAAUAUUUCAACCAAAUUAGAUGGU
Molecule: messenger RNA, 3519 nt
Organism: Ziziphus jujuba (common jujube)
Lineage: Eukaryota; Viridiplantae; Streptophyta; Magnoliopsida; Rosales; Rhamnaceae
Product: homeobox-leucine zipper protein ATHB-14
Exons: 19
Coding region: 735-3284 (849 amino acids)
Molecular function (GO): lipid binding; DNA-binding transcription factor activity; DNA binding
Source: RefSeq, a predicted model, not a curated record